AAGUUGGAGCAGAUUUAUGAACAACUUAGUUAGGUGUUCCUCUAAUUGAAUCAAUAAAGUUAUCAAAAUUAAAUUGUCUUUUUUGUUGCUGAAUAAGCUCACCGUGUCAGUAUUUAAACAUCCAAACCAGCGUGACUUGUCAUCCACUCAAUGGGCUGAGAAACUUGAUUCAAUUUGAGCUAAACUAUUAUAUUAUUACAUAGAGAAAUAUCUUCCUGACAGAACUUUCAGAAACUAUUUUCCUGAUUUCCGAGUUCCCCUUCUGAUUUUCCAGCUUAAAAGAACGCAGUGAAUCAACGAAAUGAACGAGGAUAAGAUUAAUCUAGCCGGCAAACAAGUGUCAAACAAGGCUUUUUUCAAUUUUCUGGUGGAUGUCAAGUCUUGAAAUUAAUUUUAAUCAAUGGCUAUUUCAGAGUACAAUUAUAUCUUGAACUGCUCGGCAGAAACUUAAUUUGGUCUUUAAGUAUUGCACCUUUAAAUAGUAUCCCAAUUGUCAAUAAAGGAUGAUAUAAUUGUUUAGCUAGACAACUUGUCUAAUCGACUAGUUUUUAACUCGUAUUUAAUUAUCAUGGGUUAUUAUUUAGUAUGUGUUUUUAAUAUAGUUAGACAAUUUGUUAAAUUUGUUGGAAAUUCCUGAUUCAUAAGGUGAUAGCGCUUGAUAACAAGUCAAUGCCAAAAAACGUUGAGCUCAGUAGUGGCAGUAGGACCUUGCGAGAGUUUCUUAAUCGUCAGCUGAUAAAUGUUAGGCCUAUUAUUGUUAAUGCUGAUAUCCAUCGGAAGUGCGGGAGUAGCGCUCUCAGCUUACAAACAGCCAUAUUUCUUACCAUCAAUUUUACAAUUGGAAUUGGUAUUCUCAAUUUUCCUAAAGUGUUCGCUGAUUCUGGAAACCUUACCGGCGCUUUGAUUUUGUCUGGUAUUCUUUCAGUCUUUAUUAUCGGUUCGAUUGUUAUUUUGAGCUAUUGUGUUGAUAUCUGUGGUGCAGAUAAUUACGAAGACGUUGUACGCUUUUUUUGUGGACCUUUAUACAGUGAUAUCUGUGCUGGUACAAUUGUCCUCUACAUUUUUGGAGGUUGUAUGAGUGCAUUUGUGAUAAUUGGUGAUCAAUCGGAUAGAUUGUUAGCAUCGCUUUAUGGAUCAAAUUUUUGCCAAUUCUGGUAUUUAAAUAGACAAUUUGUCGUGCCUUUGGUUGCUGUUACCCUGAUUUUACCUUUAUGCUUUGCCAAACACAUAGAGUUUUUGAAAUAUCCAAGCUUGGGUGGAGUUCUUGUCUCUGUUUAUCUAGUAUUUCUGAUAAUCAGACAAUAUUACCAAUCAACAGCUAAGUUUUCGCUUAAAUCUUCAAAUUGGACUCGAGCAACUAUUGUUAUUCCCAUCGUUUGCUAUGGUUUUCAGACUCAUCUCAACUGGAUUCCAACGUAUGUUCGGGUUAAGAAAAAGACUUUCUCACCUAAAGUGAUUGCAAUAAUUAUUAUAUCGAUGCUGAUUGCAUCCACUAGUUAUACAUUGGUGAUUAUUUAUGGCGUUUUAACAUGGCCUACAGAACAAUUGGAGUCAAAUAUAUUGAAAAACUAUGAUGCUACUGAUGAAUUUGUACUUAUUGGUGUUUUAUGUGUAAUCUUCAAAAUAAUCACAACUUAUCCUGGAACCUUCUUCUGUGCCAGAAUAACUAUUGAUAAAUGGUAUUGCAAGUUGUCUAAAGAUGCGAUCAGUUUUGACAAUCGAUUGGCUAGCACUGUAAUUAUCUGGGUCCUUACAAAUCUGGUAUUAUCCACCAAUUUUCCUGACAUUGGAAGUAUUAACGAUUUAUUGGGAACUCUUUCAAUCACUUUCAUUUUCAUUCAUCCUGGAAUGUGUCUCUUCAAAUCGAUAAAAGUCAUUAAAUAUUCUGGUCCCAUAAAAUUGAAAAGACUUCUCCAGAUUAUCUCAAUUUCUUACAUAAUCAUAGGCGUUUUUAUCGCAAUUUUAUCAAUAUACCAGUGGAUUGAUUUAUAUUUAAUAAACGAGAGGCCUAAACCACUAUCAUUGUGCACCAUUUAACAAGGCAAUCACAAUUUGACUAUCAAAGCUGCGUAUUUACACUAAUUCAAUACUGUCUACCUGUUAUCCAUCCAGAGGACCGCCAUUUUCACCAUUACAUCCAGGAUCAAUUGAUAUUGGUAACACUUGGACACUUAUAAAUUGUUUAUUUUUUCAAUUGAAAUCCAAUUUCUAGCCAAUCAACUUUUUGAUAAUAAGCGUAAACAAAACUAAAUUUGGAUGAGCGACUCAAACAACCACUUGCAUUGACAUUGAAAGUUCAAUAACAUGGAUUAGGCUUACUUCAGAUUGACACGGAGACAAGUCAAACGGUACAAAAAUCACUGCAUAAUACUCAUGAUUGUAGACACCAACCAAGGAAAUAAAAGUAACAAAUACAACAAGCUAUUCAAAAUGCAGUCUUUACUAAUCCUUCAAUUUACCCUUUCAACUCAAGGCUCAAGUUAAUUCCAUAAUUUUUGAUGGUCAUUUUGAUGAGUUAUGAUGAAAAGAAAAGGAAUAAAAAGAAAAUGAAGGUGAAAGGAUUAAUGACCUCUUGAUACUGAAUUGAAGUCAAUUUCCCAUCCCAUUACAGUUAUCUAUCAUCAUUAUAAACACAAAUUUGAAUUAUUUUGGAGGCUCAAAUUUCUUUCUCUUUUAUCAUCUUCUUACUUCCUACCUUUACCAUGAUCAUCAAAAUGAUCCAAGGUUAUAACUUUACUUUCUCCCUCUAAUUGAUUACUUCCCAGGUAACAUUAAAAAGAUGAUUGAAAUAAGAAAAAUACAGUUUAUGAUCAGAUGAUGUGACCCAUCCCUAGAUCUUGAAAUUUGACUGAAUGCUCUUCAAAUGAUGAUGAUGAGUCUCAGCCAAUAAUCACCAUUACCAACGUUAUAUAAUUGAACAUAAAAAGUAUAAAAGCUUCAUUGGAAGCUCUUCAGUUUUCAUUUCAACCACGAUCAAGAUCAAUGUUUAGUGUUUAAUAUAUAAAUACCAUUUUGUAUCCAUUCUAUGCAAUUAAACUUCUGUAAAUAUACCUUGCUUUGUUCAGUGAUUUCAAUUUUUCUCAAAUUUUAAAUUUCCCCUUCUAACUAUGGUUAAUUUCAUCUCCAUUUUUACUUGUUUACUAAUUGUCAUCAUCUCAUUUGUGGUCCAAUCAGCAGACUCAAUCCCGAUUGAUCUGGAUUUACCAAACCAUAUUGAGGAAUCGUUCAAUCAACACGCCCGGACUGGUAAAUCAUUUGAGCAGCAAUAUGAAGCUGCCUCCGCUUAUUGUGAAAAAAACCAUCGACGUAAUUAUAAAAAGUGUAUGAAAGAACGAGGUUUCUAACCAUUUUGUAAACAGUCAAGACAAGAUUAUUAAUAAAAAGAUCAAUGUUAUCU
This is a messenger RNA of Tetranychus urticae (two-spotted spider mite), 3397 nucleotides long. RefSeq names its product sodium-coupled neutral amino acid transporter 7-like. Gene Ontology annotation, cellular component: membrane. The record is from RefSeq and is a predicted model, not a curated record. Lineage: Eukaryota; Metazoa; Arthropoda; Arachnida; Trombidiformes; Tetranychidae. Gene Ontology annotation, biological process: amino acid transmembrane transport. Gene Ontology annotation, molecular function: L-amino acid transmembrane transporter activity.